CUUUAAACCUUUAUGUUUUUAAAUCCUGCGUACGCCUGGGCUCCUCAUACAAAAGUGCGUUUUGCUUGUUUCUUCUCGUCUUCUCCAGUCUGAAGCCUUAUGUAGGUCAGGCUUGGCUUAAGCAGAUUUCCUGAACCUGCGUCAGCUUAAGCUGAAGGAAUUUUAAUAAACCCUCCCUUGUAGGCGUGGGCCUAAAUGAGACUAGCCUAGUUAAGCCUGAUCUUUUUCUGUUUGUGAAAAAGAGCUGAGCAGAGCUAGGGACUGCAUGGUGGCUUCAGGAACUGCCUCCUUAAUUCAAAGAUAACAAUGGUUGGGAAGGCCAGAUCUUCUAAUUUUACCUUAUCUGAAAAGCUCGAUUUGCUAAAACUCGUGAAGCCGUAUGUACAAAUUCUUGAGGAACAUACCAAUAAGCAUUCUGUAAUAGUGGAAAAAAACAAAUGCUGGGAUAUCAUAGCUGAUAACUACAAUGCCAUCGGAGUAGAUCGCCCUCCUCGCACUGCACAGGGCCUGCGCACGCUGUACAAGAGGCUCAAAGAAUAUGCCAAACAGGAGCUAUUGCAGCAAAAGGAGACUUAUUCAGACUGUAAAAGCAGCAUUUCCGAGCCAACCAAGAAAGUUGUGGAGAUGAUUCCACAGAUUUCCAAUGUGUGUUUAAGAGACAGGAGCAUUUCACAAAGUGCUGUUAUCAGUAAAGAAACAAUUGCUGGUACCAGUUCACCACAGGCAGUGUUGGAUCACCAUCCUGCGACAGUCAUGAUGGAGUUGCAAUUGGAAGAGGAUGUCAAACCUCCUCCCUCUUUGGUUAUAGAUUCACAGCAAAGUGAGACCUUAGGACAAGAGGAAGAACACCAAUUGGUGCAUGUUAUGGAAAGGUCUCCUUCAACAUCGGUAUCUUCAGUUGAUAUGAGAGUGAUGAUGUCUCCCUCUCCUAUUCCAAGAAGAGAUGAGCUUUUUAGGCUUGAGGUUGGAGAACGCUUUAGACCAAUGUGUGGGUAUGACCCACAGAUGUUGCAAAUGCUGAAAGAAGAGCAUCAAAUAAUAUUAGAAAAUCAAAGAAGAAUUGGGCUUUAUGUCCAAGAAAAAAGGGAUGGUUUGAAAAGAAAGCAGCAGCUGGAAGAGGAACUGUUGCGAGCGAAAAUCAAAGUAGAGAAGCUGAAGGCAAUACAACUACGGUGUGGUCUGCCAGAAUACAGCAAUAUCUAAAUAUUUUACUACUUCUGACAUAUUCUUUGAAAUACUUAAUAAUAAAUGCUUUUGCCCUAGGAAAAUUCUUAUGUUAAAGAAGAAUUGUUUCUUAUGUCAAAAUCUGGUCUUGAGAGAUGAAAGUGUAUUUUCCAUUUUGUUGUUUAUUUACCAUAAUAAAAAUAUCUUGUAUAGGUUUGAAUCUGCUGACUCUUCCGAAGUAUAAUCAAAUCCUGUAGCUCUAAGUGUUUAGGAUGAUAAAAAUCCCAAUGUUUUGAAUAUUUUCACUUAUCUGUAGUAGAGUUAUAAUGAGCUAAUGGAAAUUUAGCACAGCUCUUCUUAAAAAUUUUGAUCACAUACAUAAUUUUUUUCAAAUAAAUACCUAUCCUCUAAUGAUCUUUAUGAAGUUACAGGUUAAUAAAUAUAUAUUAAAAAGGA
Molecule: messenger RNA, 1620 nt
Organism: Dromaius novaehollandiae (emu)
Lineage: Eukaryota; Metazoa; Chordata; Aves; Casuariiformes; Dromaiidae
Gene: FSBP
Product: fibrinogen silencer binding protein
Exons: 2
Coding region: 307-1203 (298 amino acids)
Cellular component (GO): nucleus
Source: RefSeq, a predicted model, not a curated record